AUGAACACCAUGCUGCAAUCCAUGACGGCAUCCAAUCUCUACCGUGACAGGAUUACCCAACCAACAACAUCUGCACAAGUGAGCGUGGCAUCAGAUGAUGACAGCAACCUGGAGGUGCUCCGGAAAGGAGGCGCUAAGCGGCACCGGAAAGUUCUUCGCGACAACAUCCAGCGAAUCACCAAGCUGGCUAUUUGUCGUCUGGCUCGACGUGGCGGUGUGAAGCGUAUUUCCGGUCUGAUCUACGAAGAGACCCGCGGUGUGCUGAAAGUGUUCCUGGAGAGCGUGAUCCGCGAUGCCGUCACUUACAUGGAGCAUGCCAAGAGAAAGACCGUCACCGCUAUGGAUGUGGUGUAUGCCCUGAAACGCCAGGGACGCACUCUGUAUGGCUUCGACGGUUAA
Neoarius graeffei (lesser salmon catfish) is the source of this 399-nucleotide messenger RNA. Its product is annotated as histone H4-like. The transcript has 2 exons. The coding region runs from base 1 to 399 and encodes 132 amino acids. The record is from RefSeq and is a predicted model, not a curated record. NCBI's taxonomy places the organism in Eukaryota, Metazoa, Chordata, Actinopteri, Siluriformes, Ariidae. Gene Ontology annotation, cellular component: nucleosome. Gene Ontology annotation, molecular function: protein heterodimerization activity; DNA binding; structural constituent of chromatin. Gene Ontology annotation, biological process: nucleosome assembly.